AGAAACCCGUCUCCUCUGAUCUCACAAAUUCUGGAAGCCUGAGAUCGAUCAUGAAGCUCCAGCCAACACAAGUCGAAGAGAAACCCAAAUCCGAUGUGGGAUUCGGAUCAGGAUCCGACGGCCAGCGAAAGAAGCGGCGUGGAGCUGUAGAUGUGGAAGUCUAUAUUGGAUCUGGUGAUCGAUUUACAUGAAAUUGGCUUCUUUGACGACACCGUGUAUCCCUUCGAUAUGGGAGAUGAAGACAGUUAUCCACUUUUAGAGUUUGAACCUGAUGAAUGUCUGAUAUGCGGUCAGAUCACUACACACGGCACUCCAUGGUGUCCGUAUAAGGAAUUCGUCCCACAUGAUGCAUCUCUUCCUCCUGGCAUUCAAAGAGUUUGCAGGUGUUGCGGUAAGAGGGAUGGCCACCCUGGUGAGGAUUGGGAAGCCUGUGCUAUUCUUAAGAGGUGUACAGAUUGUGGUACCUUAGGUGAGCACUGGAAUGGGGACUCAGACUGUCCGACCAAGACUGGUAAGCCCCGGUGCACCGAAGAGACCGAAGAGGAAAAGCCAGAUAGCUAUAAACAAACUGGUCGGAUCUUUCUGUUUCUUGACGAGGAUGAGGACUAGUUUGGUGUUCUGCACUUCUGCUUUUAUGAAAGAUCAGUUUCUGCUUUUCUGUAAGAAUUAGUGACUGAAGUAAAGUUGUCGAGUUUAGGACUAGUCUGGUGUCGUGGUGGUAAAAGACUAAUUACUUUUGUGGUAAAGACUAAUCACUGAGAUGUGUAUUAUGACACAAAUGAGAGGAAAACUGAAGGUUCACUUUGGUUUAUGCUUUCCUUUUUAAUAUACUAGAAAUUUUGCCCGCGCUUUGCUGCGGGAUUCACCGUUAUCAA
Rosa rugosa (rugosa rose) is the source of this 875-nucleotide messenger RNA. RefSeq lists its product as uncharacterized. Lineage: Eukaryota; Viridiplantae; Streptophyta; Magnoliopsida; Rosales; Rosaceae. The transcript is spliced from 3 exons. The record is from RefSeq and is a predicted model, not a curated record. Bases 151 to 609 code for a protein of 152 amino acids.